CAUGGGGAGAAGCAAUGACAUGAGACCCUUCAGGAAAUCAUCCAGACCGAGAUGCUGAUUGAAGCUUUAAAAAAGGCAAUCCGAGACAAAGAGAACCCACUUAAAGUUGCCCAGACCCGCCUGGAAGAGAGGUCUCGCAGACCCAACGUCGAACUCUGCAGAGACAAUCCUCAUCACAGGCUGGUUACAGAGGUGAGGGAGAUUGAAGACACCAUUCAUAAACUGAGAGAGAGUCUGAUGGAGGCCGAGAACACUCUCCAGACCCUGGUGAAGACCAAAGUUGCUCUGGAGCAUGACCUGUCAAUCAAAGCCAACUCUCUGUUCCUGGAUCAGGAGAAGUGCAUGGGCACGAGGAAGAGCUUUCCCAGCACUCCUCGUCUGGUCGGAUACACCUAGAUCUCCCAGAAUCUUCUCCAAAAGCUGCAUAACUAUUAACCUAAAUCCAAACUUGAAUGUUUAAAAGAGAAACUACAAGAUUAGCAUCAGAACAGCUUUCUUCUUAGUCCUUUUAAUUAAGUGGACUGACAUCUUAC
Molecule: messenger RNA, 533 nt
Organism: Sinocyclocheilus grahami
Lineage: Eukaryota; Metazoa; Chordata; Actinopteri; Cypriniformes; Cyprinidae
Product: tektin-3-like
Exons: 3
Coding region: 52-396 (114 amino acids)
Biological process (GO): cilium assembly; cilium movement involved in cell motility
Cellular component (GO): nucleus; sperm flagellum; microtubule cytoskeleton
Source: RefSeq, a predicted model, not a curated record